Danio rerio (zebrafish) is the source of this 448-nucleotide messenger RNA. Lineage: Eukaryota; Metazoa; Chordata; Actinopteri; Cypriniformes; Danionidae. The record is from RefSeq and is a predicted model, not a curated record.
CAGGAUCGUCAUCAUUCUGAACUCAGCUCUCACAAAACUGAACGCUGAAGUUUCACAGAUGAAGCAAACCAAGAUUAUAGUGUUUAAAACACUGGGUCAGUUUGUGGUUCUUGGUUGUCCUUGGAUUCUGGGUUUCUUCACUAAUAGCAGUGAGGUGCUGGAGAUCCUUUUCCUGAUCUUGAACUCUCAGCAGGGAACCUUCAUCUUCCUGAUCUACUGUGUGCUCAAUAAUGAGAUCAGACAGCAGUACUGGAAAUGCUUCACAUUUCUCUGCUCCGGACACAAACCCAGCAAAAUCAACUGAGACCUGAUGAAACUUUGAGGACUAAAGCACUUAUUUUUAGAAAAUCCUCAUAAAGGUGACAUUGUGUGCCCAUUUCACUUCAGUUGAUAUGAGUCUUAAGGAAACUUUAUAGCCUUCUUUGAUUUAAUUUCUUAAUAGUGGUGU